AUGUCAGUUGCACGCACACCUACGAAAAACAGUUCCAAAUCUAUUUCUCCCACACACUAUGGAUCCGAUUCAGCUAUCUAUACCCUCGAGAGCCAUGAACAUAAUAUAGAUGUUAAUAUUAAAAAAAGAUCUAAACGCCGGUUAAAUAAUCCACCCAGCACCUCCGAUUUAACAUUAGCGGACCUAAUGGUAAGAUUGGAUGAAAUGAAUAAAUUGCAAGAUGCUAAGUUCGCUUCUUUGGAGUCAUCCAUGAACGCCUUAUCAAAGCAAAAUGACGAAAUCAAGGACACAGUUAUACAUUUGUCCGCUAAAUAUGAUGAUGUUUUAAAUAACUUAAAAAAACUUCAACAAGAAAAUGACUUUUUUAAAAACCGCAUUAAAACACUAGAAGGGAAGCUUGAACAAUUAGAAAAAAAUGCACGAACAACCACAGUUGAAAUAAGAAAUGUUCCGAUGUCUGAAUCCGAGGACAAGGAAAAUUUAAUUGAAUUUACAAAAAAGUUCGGCACAGUAAUAAACGUUCCGAUUCAGGAUUCGGAAAUUCGUGAUGUGUUCCGGAUGAAGCUGAAAAACAAACCAAACGGUCCUAUCAUCGUCGAUUUCACAUCAACUGUUAAAAGAGAAAAGGUUAUUAAAGCUACAAGAACCUACAAUAAAAUGAACACCGGACGUUUAAGCACUGCGAGUUUCAAUAUGGAUGGUGCCGCAAAGCCUAUUUAUGUGUCGGAACACCUCACUGCAUCAACCAGACACCUAUUUUAUCUUGCUAGAAUGUUUGCCAACAAACACAACUACGAAAACUGUUGGACAUCGUUUGGCAAAGUAUAUCUGAAACGUAACCAAAAUGAAUCUCGCAUACACGUGAGCUGCCAAGAAGAUAUUGUGAACCUUCAAAAAAAUAUCUGA
Molecule: messenger RNA, 906 nt
Organism: Parnassius apollo (apollo)
Lineage: Eukaryota; Metazoa; Arthropoda; Insecta; Lepidoptera; Papilionidae
Source: the annotation of a GenBank genome assembly